AUGUAUUACGAAAAACCUUGCCAUUUGCUAGUUGAGUUAGAGCACAGGGCAUACUGGGCUAUAAAGCAAUUGAACAUAGAUUGGAAAGCUGCUUGCAAUAGAAGAUUGCUUGAGUUAAAUGAGAUUAAAGAAUUCAGGGCACAAACAUAUGGGGAUGCUAAACUUUAUAAGGAGAAGACCAAGUGUUGGCAUGAUAAGAGAGUUAUACCAUUACAGUUUGAACCAGGACAACGGAUGUUGUUAUUCAAAUCAUGGUUGAAACUGUUUCCUGGCAAAUUGAAAUCCUGCUGGUCAAGUCCCUUUGAAAUAGCCAAAGUAUACCCUCAUGGAGCAGUUGACGUGAAAUGUUAUUUAGGAAGAAGUGAAAGGAUGAACAUAAUAGAAAGCAGUGCCACCAUAACAGUUGCAUAG
Molecule: messenger RNA, 411 nt
Organism: Gossypium raimondii (Peruvian cotton)
Lineage: Eukaryota; Viridiplantae; Streptophyta; Magnoliopsida; Malvales; Malvaceae
Exons: 2
Coding region: 1-411 (136 amino acids)
Source: RefSeq, a predicted model, not a curated record